AUGGGUAUUCUUGCGACAGCACUUGGUAUUCUUUUUAUUGUAUCUACCGCUUGGUCGGCAGACGCUCCCAAGGGACCUAAGGUUACCCACAAGGUCAAAUUUGAUAUAAGCAUUGGUAAUAAGCCAGUUGGCACUGUAGUUAUCGGACUUUUUGGUAAGACUGUACCAAAAACUGUGGAAAAUUUCUACCAACUAUGUCAAAAACCAGAAGGUGAAGGUUAUAAGGGUAGCAAAUUCCACAGAGUCAUUGAGAACUUCAUGAUUCAAGGUGGAGACUUUACUAAAGGAGAUGGCACUGGUGGUCUCAGCAUCUAUGGUGACCGUUUUGAAGAUGAGAACUUUAAGCUAAGUCACUAUGGUGCUGGUUGGUUGUCCAUGGCUAAUGCUGGAAAAGAUACCAAUGGAUCUCAAUUUUUCAUUACCACAACUAAAACUCCAUGGCUUGAUGGCAGACAUGUUGUUUUUGGCAAAGUACUUGAGGGGAUGGAUGUAGUUCGUACUAUUGAGAAGUCACCCACUGGAGCCAAUGACCGACCAACAAAGGAUGUUGUCAUUACAGACACUCAUGUUGAAAUUGUUACAGAACCAUUCAGUGUCACAAAAGAUAGUGCUCAA
Molecule: messenger RNA, 615 nt
Organism: Brenthis ino (lesser marbled fritillary)
Lineage: Eukaryota; Metazoa; Arthropoda; Insecta; Lepidoptera; Nymphalidae
Source: the annotation of a GenBank genome assembly